This is a messenger RNA of Miscanthus lutarioriparius, 237 nucleotides long. Lineage: Eukaryota; Viridiplantae; Streptophyta; Magnoliopsida; Poales; Poaceae. The record is from the annotation of a GenBank genome assembly.
AUGAGAAGGGUCCUGCCACUGUUCGCGCUCAUCGUCGUGCUCCUCUGCGUCGCGAGUCUUGUGGACGUCACGGAGGCGAGGCGCGGAGGAGGCAGGGGUGGACGCAGCAUCGGCGGCGCCGGCGCCGGCGCCGGAGCCAGGGGAAGCCACAGCGGUGGCCCGCGAGGCCUCAGCGGCGGCACCUGGACGGCGUGCGUCGGGUCCUCGCUGCUGGCUGCGGCGGCCAUGCUCUUGUAG